AUGUCGGCUGAUAGUGAUUUUACGCUGCCCGCCGUUUUCGUUCAUUCCCUCAGCAGGGGGAUGCACUGUUUCGCCGCUUGCUUCGUCCUGGUGGUCGCUUGCGCCGUUCAGGCGAAAGAGAUCGACAAGCCACAGGAUCUCCAACAGGAAGAAACCUCCCAUUCCGGAUACUACGGGACGGCCGAAGAGCAACAUGCUGUGGCUAACGCCGAUCCUGAGGAAAACGCCGCUUGGCCUUUGGGCCGACCGGACAUGCCGCAGAUCAAGAGCCUGAACGUCAAGUGCGAGAAGAACCACAUGAAGGUGUUCAUCGAGUUCGACCGUCCCUUCCAUGGGAUGAUCUUCUCCAAGGGUCACUUCAGCGAUCCAAAAUGCGUUCACCUUCCCCCGAACACCGGCCAUAUCGCUGUCAACUUCGACAUUUUCCUCGGGAGCUGCGGUAUGACGUCGAGCCAGAGCGCCGGGGAGCAUGGCGAAGCCGGAGGUCUCUACAUCGAGGAUACCGUGAUCAUCCAAUACGAUCCCCAAGUUCAGGAGAUCUGGGAUCAGGCCCGACGACUCCGCUGCACCUGGUACGACUUCUAUGAGAAGGCCGUCACGUUCCGACCCUUCAACGUCGACAUGUUGGACGCUGUCACGGCGAACUUUCUCGGAGACAACAUCCAGUGCUGGAUGCAAAUCCAAGUCGGCAAAGGACCGUGGGCCAGCGAGGUUGCAGGAAUUGUGAAAAUCGGACAGACGAUGACCAUGGUGUUGGCAAUCAAGGACGACGAAAACAAAUUCGACAUGUUGGUCCGCAAUUGCGUUGCCCACGACGGAAAGCACCAGCCGAUCGCUCUCGUCGACGAGCAGGGCUGUGUCGCAAGGCCGAAGAUCAUGUCCCGCUUUCAGAAGAUCAAAAACUUCGGAUCCUCAGCAUCUGUCGUAUCGUAUGCCUACUUCCAAGCGUUCAAGUUCCCCGACUCCAUGAACGUGCACUUCCAGUGCGUGAUUCAGGUGUGCCGUUACGAGUGCCCCGAGCCCAAAUGCCCCAACGACCAUCUCCAGACACCCGCCCAGUUCGAUGAUGGAGUCGCCAGAGACCAGCACGGAGCUUACUCCGAAAACAAGCCAGUCUUCGUCCAGCCUAGCGAUGAAGACGAUGAGACGUCGAUCGAUAAGAGACACGGCGAUUUGUCGUCAGCUGAAAUGACCACGACAGUGGGCACCGUACCCGGCAAACCGCGCGCUCUUCGUCAGCGGAGAGAAAUCACUGAAGACAUCGAAACGACCAAAGUCAUCCAGGUGGUCGCCCCCGGGGACGUGGCGUUCUCCCUCGGGAACGAGAUCGCGAACCAAACCGCCACCGUGUACAGCAGUCCUCUGAACGGAGAUCGUCUCUGCAUGCCUCUCGCAGGAUUCACCGUUGCUCUUGUCGCCCUUCUGGUGCUCCUGAUUGUUUCAUCUCUCGUUGCCGGAUUCCUCUUCAUGCGAGUCCGUCAUGUUGCGUCGGGUUGGCCGAAGCCCGAUUUCAUCAAGGUUGUUCAUUGA
Messenger RNA from Galendromus occidentalis (western predatory mite), 1530 nucleotides. RefSeq lists its product as uncharacterized. The coding region runs from base 1 to 1530 and encodes 509 amino acids. The transcript is spliced from 4 exons. Lineage: Eukaryota; Metazoa; Arthropoda; Arachnida; Mesostigmata; Phytoseiidae. The record is from RefSeq and is a predicted model, not a curated record.